AGGGUUUGGACAGCAACCUCUGCUUUCCUCUCCAGCUGGGAGACUGGCAUCUCUUUUGAGCUGCUGUACUUCCCUCUCUCUAGGCAGAGCCUGACUGCUCUUUUGGUUCAAAAGGGAAUGGCUUAAGCAAAUCUAACUUUAGGGAAUUUGCCAAGCCAGGGUUAAGGAGCACGAAUCCAACAGGUUUGGAGUGGUGCUUUGAAAGAGCAGCAAAUGGCCUGGCUGCUGCUCUCUUGUUCCUCCCUGAAGCCUGAGCUCUGCCCAGCUAGUGAAGGACAAAGGGGGCGCUUUCAGCCUCUGUAAAUAGCCUAUUGUACAAGGGGAGGAGGCGGGGCACGGAAUGGCAGCAUCUUGCCAGCUUGGGUUGCUGCGUUAAGGAAAGAUGUCAGGCUUUUUAAAUUUGCCACUGCAGGGGCAAGGGUGUUAUUUAUAUGGGUUUGUUUGAGGGCUGCAUUCCUAGUGAAGUAUUCCAUCGAACUGCCAUUAUUCAUCUUGAUGAAAGCUUGAGGAACUUUAGAAGGAGAGAAACAUCCAGACCACCCGGUUUUUGGUUUCUAAAUGACAUGAAGAGAAUACAAUGUUAAUAAUUCAGCUUAGAGAACUAUCAACACAGGACAAUGCAAGCCCACGAGCUGUUCCGGUAUUUUCGAAUGCCAGAGCUGGUUGACUUCCGACAGUACGUGCGUACUCUUCCGACCAACACGCUUAUGGGCUUCGGAGCUUUUGCAGCACUCACCACCUUCUGGUACGCCACGAGACCCAAACCCCUGAAGCCGCCAUGCGACCUCUCCAUGCAGUCAGUGGAAGUGGCGGGUAGUGGUGGUGCACGAAGAUCCGCACUACUUGACAGCGACGAGCCCUUGGUGUAUUUCUAUGAUGAUGUCACAACAUUAUACGAAGGUUUCCAGAGGGGAAUACAGGUGUCAAAUAACGGCCCUUGUUUAGGCUCUCGGAAACCAGACCAACCCUAUGAAUGGCUUUCAUAUAAACAGGUUGCAGAAUUGUCGGAGUGCAUAGGCUCAGCACUGAUCCAGAAGGGCUUCAAGACCGCCCCAGAUCAGUUCAUUGGCAUCUUUGCUCAAAAUAGACCUGAGUGGGUGAUUAUUGAACAAGGAUGCUUUGCUUAUUCGAUGGUGAUCGUUCCACUUUAUGAUACCCUUGGAAAUGAAGCCAUCACGUACAUAGUCAACAAAGCUGAACUCUCUCUGGUUUUUGUUGACAAGCCAGAGAAGGCCAAACUCUUAUUAGAGGGUGUAGAAAAUAAGUUAAUACCAGGCCUUAAAAUCAUAGUUGUCAUGGAUGCCUACGGCAGUGAACUGGUGGAACGAGGCCAGAGGUGUGGGGUGGAAGUCACCAGCAUGAAGGCGAUGGAGGACCUGGGAAGAGCCAACAGACGGAAUCCCAAGCCUCCAGCACCUGAAGAUCUUGCAGUAAUUUGUUUCACAAGUGGAACUACAGGCAACCCCAAAGGAGCAAUGGUCACUCAUCGAAACAUAGUGAGCGAUUGUUCAGCUUUUGUGAAAGCAACAGAGAAUACGGUCAAUCCUUGCCCAGAUGAUACUUUGAUAUCUUUCUUGCCUCUCGCCCAUAUGUUUGAGAGAGUUGUAGAGUGUGUAAUGCUGUGUCAUGGAGCUAAAAUUGGAUUUUUCCAAGGAGAUAUCAGGCUGCUCAUGGAUGACCUCAAGGUGCUUCAACCCACUGUCUUCCCCGUGGUUCCAAGACUGCUGAACCGGAUGUUUGACCGAAUUUUCGGACAAGCAAACACCACGCUGAAGCGAUGGCUCUUGGACUUUGCCUCCAAGAGGAAAGAAGCAGAGCUUCGCAGCGGCAUCAUCAGAAACAACAGCCUGUGGGACCGGCUGAUCUUCCACAAAGUACAGUCGAGCCUGGGCGGAAGAGUCCGGCUGAUGGUGACAGGAGCGGCCCCAGUGUCUGCCACUGUGCUGACGUUCCUCAGAGCAGCCCUGGGCUGUCAGUUUUAUGAAGGCUACGGACAGACCGAGUGCACUGCCGGGUGCUGCCUGACCAUGCCUGGAGACUGGACCGCAGGCCAUGUUGGGGCCCCGAUGCCGUGCAAUUUGAUAAAACUUGUUGAUGUGGAAGAAAUGAAUUACAUGGCUGCCGAGGGCGAGGGCGAGGUGUGUGUGAAAGGGCCAAAUGUAUUUCAGGGCUACUUGAAGGACCCAGCGAAAACAGCAGAAGCUUUGGACAAAGACGGCUGGUUACACACAGGGGACAUUGGAAAAUGGUUACCAAAUGGCACCUUGAAAAUUAUCGACCGGAAAAAGCACAUAUUUAAGCUGGCACAAGGAGAAUACAUAGCCCCUGAAAAGAUUGAAAAUAUCUACGUGCGAAGUGAGCCUGUUGCUCAGGUGUUUGUCCACGGAGAAAGCCUGCAGGCAUUUCUCAUUGCAAUUGUGGUACCAGAUGUUGAGACAUUAUGUUCCUGGGCCCAAAAGAGAGGAUUUGAAGGGUCGUUUGAGGAACUGUGCAGAAAUAAGGAUGUCAAAAAAGCUAUCCUCGAAGAUAUGGUGAGACUUGGGAAGGAUUCUGGUCUGAAACCAUUUGAACAGGUCAAAGGCAUCACAUUGCACCCUGAAUUAUUUUCUAUCGACAAUGGCCUUCUGACUCCAACAAUGAAGGCGAAAAGGCCAGAGCUGCGGAACUAUUUCAGGUCGCAGAUAGAUGAACUCUAUUCCACUAUCAAGGUUUAGUGUGAAGAAGAAAGCUCAGAGGAAAUGGCACAGUUCCACAGUCUCUUCUCCUGCUGAUGGCCUUCAUGUUGUUAAUUUUGAAUACAGCAAGUGUAGGGAAGGAAGCGUUCGUGUUUGACUUGUCCAUUCGGGGUUCUUCUCAUAGGAAUGCUAGAGGAAACAGAACACUGCCUUACAGUCACCUCGUGUUGCAGACCAUGUUUAUGGUAAUACACACUUUCCAAAAUGAGCCUUAAAAAUUGUAAAGGGGAUACUAUAAAUGUGCUAAGUUAUUUGAGACUUCCUCAGUUUAAAAAGUGGGUUUUAAAUCUUCUGUCUCCCUGUUUUUCUAAUCAAGGGGUUAGGACUUUGCUAUCUCUGAGAUGUCUGCUACUUGCUGCAAAUUCUGCAGCUGUCUGCUGCUCUAAAGAGUACAGUGCACUAGAGGGAAGUGUUCCCUUUAAAAAUAAGAACAACUGUCCUGGCUGGAGAAUCUCACAAGCGGACCAGAGAUCUUUUUAAAUCCCUGCUACUGUCCCUUCUCACAGGCAUUCACAGAACCCUUCUGAUUCGUAAGGGUUACGAAACUCAUGUUCUUCUUCAGUCCCCUGUGGUUUCUGUUGGAGCAUAAGGUUUCCAGUAAGCGGGAGGGCAGAUCCAACUCAGAACCAUGCAGAUAAGGAGCCUCUGGCAAAUGGGUGCUCAUCAGAACGCGUGGAUUCUCUUUCAUGGCAGAAUGCUCUUGGACUCGGUUCUCCAGGCCUGAUUCCCCCACUCCAUCCUUUUUCAGGGGUUAUUUAAAAAUCUGCCUUAGAUUCUAUAGUGAAGACAAGCAUUUCAGGAAAGAGUUACCUGGAUCAGCCAUGCUCAGCUGUGACGCCUGAAUAACUGUCUACUUUAUCUUCACUGAACCACUCACUCUGUGUAAAGGCCAACAGAUUUUUAAUGUGGUUUUCAUAUCAAAAGAUCAUGUUGGGAUUAACUUGCCUUUUUCCCCAAAAAAUAAACUCUCAGGCAAGCAUUUCUUUAAAGCUAUUAAGGGAGUAUAUACUUGAGUACUUAUUGAAAUGGACAGUAAUAAGCAAAUGUUCUUAUAAUGCUACCUGAUUUCUAUGAAAUGUGUUUGACAAGCCAAAAUUCUAGGAUGUAGAAAUCUGGAAAGUUCAUUUCCUGGGAUUCACUUCUCCAGGGAUUUUUUAAAGUUAAUUUGGGAAAUUAACAGCAGUUCACUUUAUUGUGAGUCUUUGCCACAUUUGACUGAAUUGAGCUGUCAUUUGUACAUUUAAAGCAGCUGUUUUGGGGUAUGUGAGAGUACAUGUAUUAUAUACAAGCACAACAGGGCUUGCACUAAAGAAUUGUCAUUGUAAUAACACUAUUUGGUAGCCUAACUUCAUAUAUGUAUUCUUAAUUGCACAAAAAGUCAAUAAUUUGUCACCUUGGGGUUUUGAAUGUUUGCUUUAAGUGUUGGCUAUUUCUAUGUUUUAUAAACCAAAACAAAAUUUCCAAAAACAAUGAAGGAAACCAAAAUAAAUAUUUCUGCAUUUCA
Molecule: messenger RNA, 4239 nt
Organism: Gorilla gorilla gorilla (western lowland gorilla)
Lineage: Eukaryota; Metazoa; Chordata; Mammalia; Primates; Hominidae
Gene: ACSL1
Product: acyl-CoA synthetase long chain family member 1
Exons: 21
Coding region: 618-2714 (698 amino acids)
Biological process (GO): long-chain fatty acid metabolic process
Cellular component (GO): endoplasmic reticulum; membrane
Molecular function (GO): long-chain fatty acid-CoA ligase activity
Source: RefSeq, a predicted model, not a curated record